GUCAAAACAGUUGCAUGCAAUGUGAGGGGAAGGAAAGAAAAGAGGCAACCUUACUCGAAGCUGUCCCGAUUAUUUUACUUGCCUUCCGUACUUACCCCUCACGAUUGGCAUUCGCUGCUGCACUCUUCUCCUCCUGUCUCUGUCUCUCCUCUCUCCAGCCUCAGCAUGGCGUCGUCUAGCGCCAUCCGCUUCGUCACAGGCACCAAAAAGUCUCCCCUCGGCUCCCUGCAUCUCCAGCUCCACGUCAAGCCCGGCGCCAGCAAGAACCGCGAGGGCGUCAUCGCCAUCACCGACGAUGCCAUCGAGCUCUGCGUUGCCGCCCAGGCCCGCGAGGGUGAAGCCAACAAGGCCGUCGUACAGUCACGCGACAAGACUGUUGUAUUGAAUGGCUUCAAGGGCGAUGGAGAAGAUUAUGCAAGGACUGUUCGCGAGUUGCUCGAUAAGGCCUUGGAAGAAUGA
This is a messenger RNA of Fusarium falciforme, 459 nucleotides long. RefSeq lists its product as hypothetical. The record is from RefSeq and is a predicted model, not a curated record. The coding region runs from base 166 to 459 and encodes 97 amino acids. NCBI's taxonomy places the organism in Eukaryota, Fungi, Ascomycota, Sordariomycetes, Hypocreales, Nectriaceae. The transcript has 2 exons.